AAAGGAAAAAGUAAUUUUGAAAUCCGGAAGACACGGUUUCCCGACUUGAGCGACCUCUCCGACGUCCGAUCUAUUAGCUGAGUCACCGUAUACACGUCGCAGGUUCCUCCUCUCCCCCCGAAGGACCAACAAAGCCACAAUGCUCAUCCGAGAAUUUCGUGUGGUACUCCCACUCAGCGUUGAGGAGUACCAAGUUGGACAACUCUACUCUGUCGCCGAGGCCAGCAAGAAUGAGACGGGCGGGGGCGAAGGGGUGGAGGUGGUUCAAAACGAACCGUUUGAGAACGCCGAGCUUGGAAAAGGGCAGUUCACUCACAAAAUCUAUCACCUCGCUAGCAAGGUUCCGCGGGUGAUUCGAAUGCUGGCUCCCAAAGGUGCCCUUGAGGUUCACGAGCAGUCGUGGAACUGCUACCCGUUCUGCAGGACAAUUAUAAACAAUCCGGAUUACAUGAAGGACAACUUCCACAUCACCAUAGAGACACACCACGUCGACAACGACAAGGGAGAGCAGGAGAACAUACACAAACUUUCUCCGGCCAAACUCGCCAAUAGAGAAGUCAUCCAUAUCGACGUCGUCAAUGAUCCAGUCUCCUCCUCAGACUACAAGCCGGAGUGGGACCCGGCAAAGGUGCGCUCGCAGAAGGCAGAACGCGGCCCACUCAAACCAGACUGGAAGGAGACUUCUAAACCCAUCAUGUGCUGCUACAAGCUGGUCGAAGUGGAGUUCAAGUGGUUCGGACUCCAGAGCACCGUCGAAUCCAGAGUUCAAAAGGUGUAUCCUCGGUUGUUCAGAAACUUCCACCGUCAGGUAUUUUGCUGGCUGGACCAGUGGUACGGGAUGACUAUGGACGAGAUUAGGGCUAUUGAGGAAGACACUAAGGCAAAGCUCGAUCAGAUGAAUAGCGCGAAAGAUUUCCGUGUCCUGGUGUUCGAGAUCGCUGAAAAGCUCACUUACGCCGACUGCGAGACACUGCGCUUCAUCCACGGCCUCCCGGAGAAGAACCGCGAGACGGGGGCCGCCCAACUGGAAGUUCUGCGGACUCUUCAUCGUCAGGGAGUGUUCACGGACUCUCGAGGUCUGUCCGAGGUACUGCGGACUGCCCACAGAGAAGACCUGGUGAUGGAAGUGGAGUGUUUCAAAUCGUCGCCUCGUUCCUCCUCCACCGGUUCGCUCUCAUGCAGCCCCGUAUCGUCGGAAGCCGGGGAUCUGACGGCGUAUCGUUCCCCAACGCAGCUCCGCGGAUUAUGCGACGCAAACGUAGCGCAGGCCAACUCCCUGGCGGCCGAGUUGGGAAGAGUCAGGGAGUCCGUACCCAGAUCGGGGCUGUCCCGAGAGACACUUGAGAGGCUUUACCGCGAGCUUCUGGAGGUUGAGCAGGCGCUGCAGGCAGCGCUCGGACGUUGCGAGACGAUGAUGACCUGUUGUACGGUCGCCGAUUCAGACUCGCGCAGGGACCCCUGGACGACGGAGAGGAAACUCCCACUCCGUCCCGUUUCAGCUCCCCGAGUAAACCACAACUCUUCUGCCGUGCUGCUCUCGUCCACCCACGAUUCGGCGGAGCCAACUACUCACCACAUUCGCAGUUCGUCAUGCGACGGGCUCUUAGACUUCCAUGGUGGCCAAGGCGUGCGGAGGCAGCGGUACAAGAUCAGUCUCGGCCACACUUACUACAAUCAGUUGUCUCUGGCCACCACCAACGCACAGAGUGAUUCUUCAGUCCUUUUUAUGAGUAGGAGUUGUUCAAAUGGCAGACCGAAAGUCCCCAAAAAGCCAGCUUGGAUGCAGAGAUCGAGAAGUGUUGAUGGUCUUGAUGAGGGGUCGUCUUUCCCGACCAGCCACACUCCCUCCCAUGCCACCUCGUCUCUCACAGACAACAGUCUUUCCCACAGUUAACCAUAGCUUAGUUCUCUCCAAUGGACAUUAUAUAGCAAUGCUUCAUUUCACUUUCACAAUGUACAGUGGAACCUCUGAAUAAUGGACACUUUGGAUCAGGCAUUUAGGGAGGUUGUCAUCUCUUCGGAGGUCAAAAAUGAUAAAAUGUACUA
Molecule: messenger RNA, 2046 nt
Organism: Geodia barretti
Lineage: Eukaryota; Metazoa; Porifera; Demospongiae; Tetractinellida; Geodiidae
Source: the annotation of a GenBank genome assembly